Molecule: messenger RNA, 2299 nt
Organism: Pseudopodoces humilis (Tibetan ground-tit)
Lineage: Eukaryota; Metazoa; Chordata; Aves; Passeriformes; Paridae
Gene: WDR43
Product: WD repeat domain 43
Biological process (GO): maturation of SSU-rRNA from tricistronic rRNA transcript (SSU-rRNA, 5.8S rRNA, LSU-rRNA)
Cellular component (GO): nucleolus
Molecular function (GO): protein binding
Source: RefSeq, a predicted model, not a curated record
CCGGGCAGAGCCGAGGGGAGCGCGCGCCAUGGCGGGCCCUCCGUGCGCCUUCUCCCCCCGCGGGUGCCGCUUGUUCGCUUCGUGCGGGCCCGAUGGGCGGCUGCGCGUGUGGGACACGGCCGGCAGCCGCCUGCAGCACGAGUACGUGCCCUCCGCCCACCUCAGCGCCGCCUGCACAUGCCUGGCCUGGGCCCCGGCGGGGGCGCGGCAGCCCCCCAGCAAGGAUGGUCCCCAGAGGAAAAAACGGAAGUCUGAAGUUGGAGAAGUGGACAAGCAGUUAGAUAUCUUGGCUAUUGGUACAGCAGUUGGUAGCAUUUUGUUGUACAGCACAGUAAAAGGAGAAUUACAGAGCAAGCUAGAUGGUGGUCACGACAGUAGAGUAAACUGUGUGAGAUGGCAUCAAGACAACUCCUGCUUGUAUAGCUGUUCAGACGAUAAACACAUCGUGGAAUGGAGCACACAGACCUGCAAAGUAAAGUGUAAGUGGAAAGGCGACAAUAGCAGUGUCACCUGUCUAUGCAUCAGUCCAGAUGGAAAAAUGCUGCUGUCAGCCGGUAGAACUAUAAAACUGUGGGACUUGGAGACCAAAGAAGUCUACAGACAUUUCACAGGCCAUGCUACAUCAGUGUCAUCAUUAAUGUUUACCACAGUGAAACCUAUGAAUGAAAGUAAACCCUUUGAUGGAAUUACAGGACUUUAUUUCUUGUCUGGAGCCAUACACGACCGAUUAUUGAGUGUGUGGCAGAUCAGAUCAGAUAGGAAAGAAAAGAAUGCUGUGAUGUUUUUCACAGUAACAGAUGAACCAACUUUUGUUGACCUGACUGUAUCAGAAGUCAAAGAAGAGCCUGUGAAGUUAGCAGUUGUGUGCAGAGAUGGGCAGUUGCAUUUAUUUGAACAUAUCUUGAAUGGUUAUUGCAAAAAACCCUUAACAUCAAACUGUACUAUUCAGAUAGCAACACCUGGGAAUGAUGGAGACUCCACACCGAAACCUGUCCCUAUUCUAGCAGCUGCAUUUUGCACAGACAAACAGUCUCUGCUGCUGGUGUAUGGAAACACCUUACAGCCCGUCAUAGAGAAAGUGUCUUUGAACAGCAGUGAAUCCCACAUAUGUUUGGUACGGGACAUCCAGAAAGUGUUGUCACUUAAAACAGAUGCUGCUCUAACAAAGGUAAAGACACCUGUUGUGAACUCAGACACCAAAGUUCUAGUGCCUGGCAUUCCAGGACAUAGUACAGCUGUCAAAACUCCAGCCUCGGGAAAGGAGAAAAAGAAAAACAAGAGGAAACCAGGAGAGACAGAGGAGAGCAUUGAGGAGCGCCUUGGGGCAUUGGAUAUUGAUGUUAGCAAAGUCAAAACUCCAGGUGGCCUUCCCCAAACAGACAGCUUUGCCGUGCUGCUGGUUCAGGGCUUGGAAAGCAAUGAUGCAGAAAUCUUAAAUAAAGUGCUUAACACAAGGAAAGAAAAUAUAGUAAAGAACACAGUAGCCAGAAUGCCUAUACAUGCUGUCAUUCCACUGCUCCAUGAGCUUACAAAGAGAUUGCAGGGCAACCCAUACAGUGCCUCACUAAUGGUUCGAUGGCUGAAGUCUGUUUUUACCCUACAUGCAUCCUACCUUUCCACAUUGCCAGACCUUAUUCCUCAGCUGGGAAUGCUGUACCAGUUGAUGGAGAGCAGAGUAAAAACUUUGCAAAAGCUUUCCCGUCUGCAUGGAAGACUCUUCAUUCUUGUCACCCAGGUUGCAGCAUCACAAACAGUUCAGGAUGUACCCGAGGUUAAUCAGACUGCAAAGCUGGUCUAUGAGGAUGACUCCUCGGAGGAGGAAGGCUCAGAUGAUGAGAUGAUUGCAGAUAAAGACUCUGAUGAAAACUGGGAUGAAGAUGAAGAAAAAGAGGAGCAAUCUGAUGAACAAGACAUGACUGUUGAAAAGGAAAUUAAUGGUGAUUCUGAUUUGGAACCAGAAAAUGAAAGUGAAGAAGAAUAACAGCACGAAAGAGUAAUUUAGUGGUUUGAACAAGUGGGCCACCAAGCUCUUUGAUUCUGGAUCCUGUUGCUGAAAGGUGCUGUAUUUGCAUAUCAGGAGUGCAGAGCAUUGCACAGCCUGUGUGCAGAGGCACCUGUGGGGCACUGCAUUUCUGAAUCCAGAAUGUUUAACCGUGCCAGCCUUCUCUCGCCCUCCUUCCCUGCGCUUACUUAGAGAAACAUUUCCUCCACCUCCUGGUCAGAUUAUGCCUGUCAUGUGGACAUGCAUUUGUAUCUCAAGUGAAAUAAAUCUGCCACCGCUGUUUGUGUGGGAAACUUG